Molecule: messenger RNA, 966 nt
Organism: Hippocampus comes (tiger tail seahorse)
Lineage: Eukaryota; Metazoa; Chordata; Actinopteri; Syngnathiformes; Syngnathidae
Gene: psmb7
Product: proteasome 20S subunit beta 7
Exons: 8
Coding region: 70-903 (277 amino acids)
Cellular component (GO): proteasome core complex; cytoplasm
Molecular function (GO): threonine-type endopeptidase activity
Source: RefSeq, a predicted model, not a curated record
AGGAGGAGGAAGAAGAAGACGGAAAACGGAAAAGUCGAAGAAGAAGACAUUGGCCAUAGUUACAACAAGAUGGCGUCCUUAACAGCUAGCUUGACACCCCUCGGUGGAUUCACUUUUGAGAACUGUAAAAGAAAUGGCUUCCUGGAAGACAAAGCAAAUGAAGCAGGCUGUCAUUUACCGGCUGCUCGUAAAACCGGAACUACUAUCUGUGGUGUUGUGUUCAAGGAUGGUGUUGUCCUUGGAGCUGACACUAGAGCCACCGAGGACAUGGUAGUGGCUGACAAGAACUGCUCCAAGAUACAUUACAUCUCGCCCAAUAUUUACUGUUGUGGAGCAGGAACGGCCGCAGACACAGAAAUGACCACUCAGAUCAUUUCCUCCAAUCUGGAGCUACACGCCCUCUCCACAGGCAGACUGCCACGCGUGGCCACUGCGAACCGCAUGUUCAAGCAAAUGCUCUUUCGGUAUCAAGGCUACAUUGGUGCUGCUCUGGUUCUUGGUGGAGUGGACUGUAAGGGUCCUCAUCUUUACAGCAUCUACCCUUAUGGCUCGACGGACAAGCUUCCAUAUGUCACUAUGGGUUCUGGAUCCCUGGCUGCCAUAUCAGUUUUUGAAGACAGAUUCAAACCUGGCAUGUCGGAAGAGGAGGCCAAGGUGCUGGUGCGUGAUGCCAUCGCAGCAGGAAUAUUCAAUGAUCUGGGUUCUGGCAGCAACAUAGAUCUGUGUGUGAUCACCAACGAAAAGGUGGACUACAUCAGACCCCAUGAUGAGGCCAACAAGAAAGGUUCCAGAAGUGGUGACUACAAGUACAAAAGGGGAACCACGGCUGUCUUGACAAAACUAGUGACGCCAUUGAACCUGGAUCUGAUGGAGGAAAGUGUGCAGACCAUGGAUACUUCUUAGAGUAAUUUUUCAUUGUAUUUUGGAAAAUUGCAUGCUAGUUGUCAAUAAAUGCAGCUUUCUUCA